AUGCACAUUUUUGUUCCAAACCCAGAAACAGCAAAACAGAACAGCCCAAACAUGAUGUGUUAUGUUGGCAAAGCAACAAAGAUCUUCAUCUUCGUGGUCACAGUGCUUGUGGUCGUCGGCCUCGUCUUGGGUUUCGGGAUUCUCCGCCAUGGCCUCCACGACAAGCCCCACAAAUGCUCCGGCGACUCCUGCAGCCCUUCCGACUCUUCUCCUCUCCAGUUCCCCACUCCCAGUUCCACCUCCAACCAGCCCAUCUCCGAUCCCAUUUCCCCACCUAACCCCACUCUAAACCCGUCUCCGCCGACGAGCUCCACUCCCAGCCCGCCAAGCCCAGAUUUCAGCCCACCUCCGCCGUCAACGAUCUCGACCCCGACCCCACCUCCGCCCGACCAGAGUACUUCCAAUCCGCCGCCAGUCCCAGUUUCCAAUCCGCCACCGCCAAUCACUGUCUCCAAUCCACCGCCACCAGUCACUGUUUCCAGUCAGCCCCCGCCGCCGGUUACGCUGGCAGCGCCGCCGUACAGUCCGCCAACUGAGGUGCAAUUGACGCCAGGCCCUGUCCAUGCUUAG
Messenger RNA from Argentina anserina (silverweed cinquefoil), 570 nucleotides. Its product is annotated as pollen-specific leucine-rich repeat extensin-like protein 3. The transcript has a single exon. The record is from RefSeq and is a predicted model, not a curated record. Lineage: Eukaryota; Viridiplantae; Streptophyta; Magnoliopsida; Rosales; Rosaceae. The coding region runs from base 1 to 570 and encodes 189 amino acids.